AUGGUGCGGACAAUGGGUCGCCAAACGGGUGUCUCAUUAGUCUCGCAACCGGUCCUCCAAUUCACGGAUUCUCAGCUUCUUUUGGUUCAAAACGGCGGCAAAUCUCGUAAGAAGGACCAACUCUGCGGUGAUGUUCAACGCAAACAUCAUUUGAAUGGCGAAAGUGUUGAGCAAUUCAUUGGCGAUCGAUUCAAUCAACUCGCGAGUGAUGUGAAUGCGUUGAAGAGUACUGUAUUAUCAAUGAAUAAGUUGGUGGACACCAAUUGGAUCAGCUAUGCGAACGCCAUCGACAAUAAGAACUCAGUCAACAGCUCAUCCAUUGAUUUACACGAUGUGCUCAACAAAAGUGAUGUCAAAAACACUUCUUCAGUGGGAGUUAUGGCUCAAGAGUUGAUUACUUUUGCCCGAAAUUACGACUCAAUUCUGGAGAAUGUCACAGAAAACGAUUUGAAAGAGUUUUCACACAUUUCUGACGAGUUCUUAGCGGAAGUCGAGACACAUUCACAACAGAUGCGAGAACUG
Messenger RNA from Oppiella nova, 522 nucleotides. The record is from the annotation of a GenBank genome assembly. Lineage: Eukaryota; Metazoa; Arthropoda; Arachnida; Sarcoptiformes; Oppiidae.